Messenger RNA from Schistosoma guineensis, 3742 nucleotides. NCBI's taxonomy places the organism in Eukaryota, Metazoa, Platyhelminthes, Trematoda, Strigeidida, Schistosomatidae. The record is from the annotation of a GenBank genome assembly.
GCAGCGAAACAUGGCCAUUAAGAGUAGAAGACACUCGUAAGCUACUAGUAUUUGACCACAGAUGCCUUAGAAAUAUUGCUGGUGUCUGCUGGGAUCACCGGGUAAUUAAUAGUGAGGUUAGACGCAGGGUAUUAGGAAAUGAUGGCAAAUCAGUUGAUGAGGUUAUGAACCUUCAUCGACUGAGAUGGUUGGGCCACAUGUUACGUAUGCGUGAAUACCGAUUACCACGACGUGCAAUGCUAUCCGGUAUUGGAGAUGGUUGGAAGAAAGUUAGGGGCGGUCAAACCAAAACGUGGCAUCAGUGCUUGAAGUCACUAACUUCUAGUCUGAGCCAUGUUGGUAGAUGCAGACUACUUGGUUGGGGUCCGCGUGACUAUCAUAACCAAUGGUUGGAGACACUGGGUGACAUGGUUCAGAAUCGAUCACAAUGGCGUAGGUGUAUACACUCCCUGUCUUCCUUUAAAUAAAGAGAUUAAAAUCGCUUCACACCUUUCUUUCUACGAACCAAUUUUUUCUUCUUGUACUAUAUCUCUAUAUGCAAUCUUUCUCUUAUAUAUUACCACCUUUGACAUAACCACUGCUAUGAAUCCGGUGUUCAUCUUGUUGUGCUGAUGCGGUAUGGCAACCUGGACCGAUGCACAUAUGUGCCUGGUCCUACGUUGUAGCUGACUGACUGUGUACUGAUAUCUAGAAUUUGAACCAUAGGUUUUCCAACACUAUCCUCUCUUACGAAGGCAGUGAAGUAGGAUUUCCCUGUCAGUGGUUGUAUAUGUGUGGCCAUGUGGGAGCAUUUCGAGAGAGCUGACUCUCCCCCCCUCGACCGUACCAGAGCAUUUAUGGGUAUUUACAACAUGUUUCGCACAUUGACUAGAGGAUCUGUUAGGAAUGACUUCAUGAUAAGGGUAAACAACCGUUGAAAUGAAAUCAUCCGAAUUGUAAUCAAGUUCGAUCUCAUUUAGGACUCGUACUUCACAUCGAACAAGUUCUCCACAGGAAACAAAUGCAUCAUGAAGACAAAUAACAUUUGGUAUGGCACAUAGAUAUUGGUUCAAGGGAGCACCAGACACAUAUGCGCCACACAAAUCUCAUUUGAUUUGUGUGAGGGCUGUAAUAUUGCCCGGGUGCCCAAACCGAAGCAGGUGGUUUUCUUAGGUGGCCACACCCGGAGCCUUCGACCUAAAGGUCUGAUCCACAAGACAGUAGAGCAUCGUAAGAAGAUGAAGUCCCAUGGUAGCCGGUGUCCAACGAUUGGUUCAUACACCAUUUGUUCCCUCAGGAUACUGGGUUCGAGCCCCAGAGAACACCAACUCUGAGACACAGGUACAUCUAGCUAAUGAGUCCCAAAUGGGACGAAACGCUCGUCCUGGAUUCCACUGCUGGCCACUAUCCAUCUUUGCUUUUAAUCAGGAUAUUUUUUAGAUAUAACUAGACUUUAAAUUUUCCAUAGAAGUGGUCUUUCUAUUAAAUCAUUAGACUAAAAUACUUAGAUUCUGUGCUCUGAGAAACUAAUCACUUUGUAAAAAAAGCGAUCAUUAAAUUGUUACAAAAGACUGCUUGUGUGAUUUGGCUUCACAUUGAAAAAAUUUAUUCCUCUGCAAGGUCAACGUUAUUAAAUUUUUUGUGUGCUAACCACAAUGAAAUCUCAUCAUACAUGUUGUUUUGUAAACAUUUUCAAGAGGUCAUGUUAUAGAUCAGACCAUGAACUGUUUUGCUUUGUGAUGCUUACCAAUCGAAAUUAAGACUAGGUAGGGGUGUUGAAUUUUGUAUGUUAAUCGAUCGGGUCUGUCUGCCCUUAAAACUUGAGUGAUUGUCAAUGAUGACCAAUCGGGGAGCUUUGUUUUUCCAUAUUAUUCAGUUAAAUACAUGAACUAAGGCCUACAUUACAGUUGAACGAGAGAAACUUUUGGUCUGGUUGCUUUCAAUCAUGGUGAGUCAUUUAGUAGUAUCAUGUAUUAAUUGAGUGGAUAUAUUACAUAAAACGUUUUUGUGUUCAAUUUAAUUAUGGUAAGCAGCGUGGUGAUCUCCAUAACUAAAUUAGAUUUUAUUUUACCACAUCAGUAUACACGAGACCCAGUUUAGUUGUCUCACUUGAAAUUCCGUGACAUAUUUAAGCUACAUUACGGUUGUUGGAGCAUGGAGUUUGGUUUCUUGACAUCGAAUAUAAAAUUGAGUUAUGCAACUAACGUUUUAUCCGAAUCUUAGUAACUAGGCCUUCAUUACCGACUACAUAGACCACGUCACAAAAGAUCAAUUACUUACAGUUUACAAUGUUUUAUAUCAAGAUAAGUAGUUUCUUGCAUACGUUUAUUUUAUAAGGUGAUUAUCUCUAUACUUAUAUAUUCCUCUCUUAGCGCGAAUGUAUCAGUCUACAUGUUGGUCAAGCUGGAACUCAGAUGGGCGAUUCCUGUUGGGAGCUCUAUUGUCUCGAACAUGGAAUACAACCUGAUGGCAAGGUCCCUAGUGACUCAACUAUUAAAAACGAUAACGAUUCUUUCAGUACGUUCUUCAGCGAGACUAGCUACGGUCGUUACGUCCCACGUGCUGUUUUCGUAGACUUGGAACCUUCAGUUAUUGACAGACUGCGGACUGGCUCUUAUAAGCAGUUGUUCCAUCCAGAACAAAUGAUAAGCGGGAAGGAAGAUGCUGCUAAUAAUUAUGCCCGUGGUCACUACACAGUUGGUAAAGAGUUGGUUGAUGAGGUUCUAGAUCGUAUUCGGAAACUAUCUGAAAGGUGCACAGGACUCCAAGGUUUCUUAGUGUUCCAUUCAUUUGGUGGAGGGACGGGAUCUGGUUUUACAUCUUUAUUAAUGGAGCGUCUUUCCGUCGAUUUCGGUAAAAAAGCUAAGUUGGAGUUUGCUGUAUAUCCAGCCCCUCAUAUCUCAACAGCUGUUGUUGAACCAUACAACUCUAUUCUUACUACACAUACAACGUUAGAACACUCAGAUUGUGCCUUUAUGGUUGAUAAUGAAGCUAUUUAUGAGAUAUGUCGACGAAAUUUAACCAUUGAUCGACCAACAUACAGCAAUCUUAACCGAUUAAUUGGACAAAUUGUUAGCUCCAUUACUGCUUCUCUUCGAUUUAGUGGUGCUUUGAACGUGGAUUUAAACGAGUUUCAAACCAAUUUGGUUCCUUAUCCCCGUAUCCAUUUCCCAUUAACAACAUAUGCACCCAUUAUAUCAGCAGAAAAGGCAUUCCAUGAACAACUGAGUGUUUCCGAAAUUACCAAUUCAUGUUUUGAACCUGCUAAUCAAAUGGUCAAGUGUGACCCAAGAAAUGGAAAAUACAUGGCUUGUUGCUUGUUAUACCGAGGCGACGUUGUUCCGAAAGACGUAAACGCAGCAAUCGCAAAUAUCAAAACUAGAAGAUCAAUUCAGUUUGUUGAUUGGUGUCCCACCGGUUUUAAAGUUGGAAUUAACUAUCAACCACCCACUGUUGUUCCUGGAGGAGAUUUGGCCAAGGUACAGCGCGCAGUUUGCAUGCUUAGCAAUACUACUGCGAUUUCAGAGGCAUGGGCUCGUUUAAACCGCAAGUUUGAUCUCAUGUACGCGAAACGCGCAUUUGUUCAUUGGUAUGUUGGUGAAGGUAUGGAGGAAGGAGAGUUUUCAGAAGCUCGCGAAGACCUGGCUGCUCUAGAAAGAGAUUACGAAGAAGUUGCUGCAGAUACUGUAGAUGCGCACUCUGAUGAUGGCGGAUUUUAAUGUAACUUGACUACUACUUGAAAUAUAUUUUUUUACAUCCCAGU